CGGGGCCGCUGAAAGCGAAGGCUGGGCGCGCCAUCCAUCCUACAGCAACAAUUGCUUUGCAGGUGCUCGGUCUGUCUCAGCCUCCAUCCCCCGGGAAGCAGGCAACACUUUCCACAUUCCCAAGUUAAGGUUGAUGCUAGUAAAGGUUUCAUUUUCCUGCAUCUCUAUAUUACUCAAAUCUAGACCACGUAUAUGAAUUCACAGCACAGAAGCUCUCAUCCAAUGAAGAAUCCAGGCUCAUAUAUUUGCUACAGAUAAAAUCUCAUUUUGGCAAUUCAUUCCCUGUUGGAAGGCUGGAAGUGUCACAGCUCGGCUGCUGCUUCUUUGCAGGGGAAUGCUGUUUAUGUGGAAAAGUGUUGCUUGCACCCAGACAUGCUGCAAAAGCACUGUGUGGGGCUCUCUUUGCAGAGCUGUAAGCCAUGCCUUCAUUUGCUGAGCAUCCGUGCCAUGGCCUUCCUACUUUCACCUCCCUGAAUGUCUCAGAACCCAUACCCUGAAGAUACUGUCCUCUCCCCAGCAAUUUAGAGAAUACAAGCAUGCAGUGAGCACAUGAGUAUGACAAGUCAGCUGUGUGGUCACAGUGCUCCUUUUGCAGCAUUUCUGCACCUGUGUUAUUAACUCAGGUAGCUCAGACUCUUCAGAGAUUUUCAUAUUCAUGCUGAUUUAUAUUUCUAGUCUAUUUUAUAGGACUUCUUCAUUGUUAAUAAUUUUUUCUUACCACCUUCUAUGACCAAUUUCUGUAAUAGCAUUUCUGGAAUACAGUUAGGUUUCCCUGAACAAAUAGCUAAGGGCAGAUGAGGUGCUUUCAAAGCUCCCAGAGAAUACUUGUUUUUAUAUGUCCCUUUCCAAGUUAGGUUUGCUGUUAUUCAAGCACAAGCUCAGGACUGAAGCUAUUCAAAGUACUUUCAAAAUAACCACAUCCAUGAACAUGCAAGCAGUUGGGCUGUAGACAUCCAAGAAGAGAACAGAUGGCCACUAAUGUGGUCAAUUUUGUUCCAAACUGUCAUUUAGGAAGUGAGUUUUUAGGCACCUGAGGCUUCGUCAUGCCAAGAGGAUGAAUAUUCCCAGCUUGAGAUGGUGUAAAGAUACCAGUUUCCUGAGUAUUCAGCCACUAGAAAAAAAUCCUGUAGGGGGUUCUGUGAGAGAAGGACUGAAACCCAGAACCCCAGGAAGAUUAUCCUGGUUAUUUUCUUGAUCUUCUCAAGUCGUUCUGUAAACCUGAGAGUAAAGGCUAGGUCCAGAAAAAAUGAUACCCUGUCACCCCAAACCACCAAAUGGCUGAGGCUGGGUUCUUCACACCAAACACUGGUAGAAUUGAGGUGGUGAUCCUGCUAGAAUAAGAAUUUCAACAUCUUCCUUCCAGCUGCCUCACAAAACCUAGUGCCCAUGGUGUUCCCCUUCAUCCCCCCACAGGUGCAGCCAGCACCACCAGCUCAUACCUCUGUUUUUCUCAGCUCAGUAUUAAGCUGUUUUCCUCAUUCCUAUUUUCUUGAGGAUUCAGAUUGUUUCUUCUGGCCUCAGAAGGACUUGCAGUGGCCUUUUAUUUCACAGUAGGAUGUUAAGAAGCCUUUCUUUUUGCCUGUGUCUAUAUGGGUAAUGAACCAAAGGAGGAGAAGAAUUCUCACCUGUAAAAAAAAGAUCAAGCUCUGUCUAGGGCUAGCCCCCACAAAAUGGCUCUGCAGAUUAUAAAUGAUACAAUGCCUGUCCCCACAAUGCUGUCCUAAAGGCUAUCUUGGAGGAUUUUGGGAUCCAGGCCAGGUUAGUUAGCAUUCAGAGUCUUCUGACUCAGGACUUUGACAGAUACACUGCAGCAAAUGAAAAGGUGUCUGACUGACUGGGAGAGGACAUCUAACCUGUGUGCAGCACUGAAAUGUGAAAGCAACAAAAGGUACUCAAGGUACCACGGGUUUGGGGAUAAAUAAUUUGAACAAAAUUUCCUCUGAACUUUAGAGCUUCUGAAAUUACAGUUUCUGAAAUUCAGGACAAGGAACAGAACACAAAGCUGCACAUUAGAGUUUCCCAGAACCAAUCCCCCCCAGGCAAAAUACACAGUUUUUUCAUGCAGCUUUUUCAGGCAAACUAUUGUUAAAUAAGACUAAGAUAUCAAUUUCUCCACAUUUCAGCAUCAGUCAAGCUUUGCACAGAGAUUUGUCCCAUAAUGUCUCCUGACAAGCACAUAAUGUACAAACAAAUCUCAUCUAAUUCCAGUGUGUAAGCUGCAAAAUUACUAAGACUGGAAGUCAUAUUCUUGGAAAAUUACUUUGUGGUGAAGUAAUGUUAUGUCAAACACAAACCUAUUUGUCUGGACUCAGCUCAAACUCAAGGUUCUCCAUGGCCAGCCUACCCCUGACAUUCUUCUCAAUAUCUUUCAAGAGAGCAACUGGCAUUUUUGGGUCUGGCUUUUCCAAUCAGUGACUAGGUAUAAUUUUCUGUAUAAACCUUCUUUUUAAUUUUUAUAACCCAUUACUCUAGAACUUCUGGAAAGUAUUUUUUUUUCCUUGACUGGCUUUUGCUCAAAUCAACUGACUUCUAACAUAAAUUUGUGGUAUUGAACUUUCUGUAUUUUUUUUUCCUGCAGAAGGUCAAAUUAAUUAGAAAAAUUGGAAGUAUGCCAAAUGAAAAUUCAUAUAGCAGGUGGGCUUUACCUAUGAUGUAUUUUCAGAAAAUAUUGGUUAUUGACAUUAUUUCUAAUUCCUAUAGGCUGUAUCUGGAUCUUGCUUCCAGCUUAACAGGAAUUGAAACAGCAUGACUCAAAGAGCCAAAUAUAAUUCAAAACAAGGAAAGAUCUCAUACAAAGGUCUACAGAAUAAACAGAGCAUUGGUUGUUAUGCUCUGGUAAAUGUGUAAAGAUUAACAGGAAACAUUUAAUAUCUACUAUACUGAGCUUUAUUGGAAGAAAAAAGACAUACUUCUGUUUUGCCCUUUUGCUCUUCAUUCUAAAAUUUUCGUUCUUUAGGAUAACAGUCAAAAAACCCAUAAAUUUUGAAGUGAGAAAGGAGACACCAAAGAAGAUAAAAGUUCUGUCCGUUUCUGUCUACUCAGGAAUACCAAAAGUUAUUUUUACUUUUUCUGUUGUUUUUACCUGUAGGCUGACUCAGAGUAUGGCUGCUCUCAGCCAUGGCUGCAGUACAGAGCACACACACUGGAACUCCCUUUAACCUGGCUGAGCAGUGCAGGCACCUGAACUGUGUAGCCAUGGCAGCACAGAGCUCUGAGUGGCCUAAUUACUCUGCCAAGAAAUAAAUGGAUACUGGCAAUUCCCUGGAGAAAAAGAGGUUGAAUUGUUAAUAAAAAGAGUUUCCCCUGAGGCACACUCGUUAAAUAGGUGUUAGCAAGAGCCAGAAAGCCUCCAGUUCUAACCUUACAAUAAAAAUGUCUUUGUCCUUUGGCACUUUUGAUGUCCCAGCCUUCCAAUUCUCCCACUGUCUACAGAUACAAAAGAAAGAUGUGAUUGCAAUAUCUGAUGGAAAACGUGAAAUAAAGCAAAUUAUCCUCACCCCCAACUAAAAUCUAUAAGUAAAAUCACCUUAAAAAGACAAAUACAGGAAGUUUCUCCUUUCUGGAAACAUGCAGAGCUCUCCUGGCAGCAGUGGGGUGGAGUUGCUUGAGCAUCCUGCUUCCCUAGGACACACGUCAGGGUCAGCCCCCGAGGAGCAGGGGCACCUCUCCUGUUUACUGUGCCUGGGAAAAUGGCAGGGUAUGUGUGGGGAAGACCAAGGAGAAGAAACAAAUGAAAGCAAGAUUUAGGGGAAGGGAAUUGAUUCUGUUAUCUCUUCUUCCACCAAUCUUUACUCAUACACAAGAGUGGACGUGUAUAGAGAAAGGUGAAGGGAUUUUAGCAAUCUGCUCACUUUCUUACAAGCUCAAAAUACACCCAAUAUUUUUUUCUGAAACUGGAGCCCAAGACUUCAGACUGUGCACACACAGUCUUUUAUUUCACAAGUUGGAUCUAUCUAUGUAGACUCUGAGCUAAAUCAAAUGAGUAAAAUCCACAUUAUUUAGCUGAAAUUGCCUUUGAGGUCAAUGCAAGUUUAACUAGUUUAAGUACAGAGAUGUAAAGUCAUUUCAGGAAACAUACUGGCUUUCUGCAUGUGGAGACCUUAGAGAGUUUUGCCAAAUCACAAUCUGUACACUUGUGCGAAGUCUGACAAAAUGCUGUUUGCAACAACUGAAAUUUCUGUUUUGAGGAGACAGAAAGCAGGAAAAUUGUGAGUCUGCUGUCUCAAAACAGAGGCCAGUAAGUGAAUGGUGUGUAGAGGCUAAUAGUUGCAAUUUUAUCACAUUAAUUUAAAUGUGAAAAAACAACAGGACACUUCUAAAAUCCAAGCUGGUUUUCAUUUUCAAAUGUUCAUAUGUUACAGCUCAGAUGCAUGCACCCCAUUUAGAGCUAACCACACUGAUUUCAUAUUUCUAUGCAGGCAAAGAAGCAAUAGAGGUGAAAAUCCCACAGAGCCACCAGGAUGUGAUGCCCAAGGAUGAGCAGUAAUUACUGCAGCAACACUUCAGCCAGUAUGAGUGUCAACGAAAUGUCUGCCUUCCCUCUGACUUUAGAACAAAAAACUGGCUUUGCCUUUGUGGGGAUUUUGUGUGUUUUCCUGGGACUUCUAAUUAUCAGAUGCUUCAAAAUCUUGCUAGACCCCUACAGCAGUAUGCCUUCUUCCACAUGGGAAGAUGAAGUUGAGGGGUUGGAUAAAGGAACAUUUGAAUAUGCUCUUGCAUGAAAACUCACAGAAUAUCCUGCCUUAAAUUUGAUGUUGAUUUCAUUUUAGAAACCAACUGUUGUUACAUUUGUUAUACAUACCUGCAUUUUGGAGAUAUGUUGGUGGCAUCCAUUUUGUUAAAUAAAUAUUUGUUGCAAACUCAAAAGGUA
Molecule: messenger RNA, 4870 nt
Organism: Zonotrichia albicollis (white-throated sparrow)
Lineage: Eukaryota; Metazoa; Chordata; Aves; Passeriformes; Passerellidae
Source: RefSeq, a predicted model, not a curated record